CCAACCCCCAACUCAGUGCUGCGACCUCUCAGGGCGGUUCUACCACCAAAAUGAACCCACACUUGCUCGCUACAGACUCGCAAGUCCUAGAACGGGUGAUUCCACUGCCCGAUAUCCGCUAACUGGACCUGCCGUGCACGGGAUCACUGUGUCCGCGAAUGCUUUGCGAAGGCUUGCCGCGUGCUCAGCACCUCCCCCGAAUUUGCCAUGUCGUCUCAGAUGCAGCCCCAAGUUCGUGGAGUGGACUAUAAGGUCCAUUUACCGCCCACCUCUGUUUCCUCCGAACGUUUUCUGUUGGACAUCAGCUAGCAGGAGCUUUCCAUUCGGUUCUUCUCCCUUUCCUAACUCCCACCACAUUCCUUAUUCCUUCGCUUCUUCCCUUCGUCCCUGGUUGGACUUUACGAAAAUUUAUAAUCCGUUCAGAGCUAGACUUUGCUAGCCGUCCAUCUUUCAACAAACCAGCCUCACUUUAAGCAAAUACGACUUAAUUCAGCAACAUGCCUAGCCUACGCUCAACCAUGCGCUACCUCUUCUGCCUGGCACCGGCUCUCACGGUGGCGGCUCCCGCUGGAAUCGACGCUCGUCAGGAGCCAGCUCCUCCUGCUCCCCCCGCUGGUGGCUUAACCGACGUCGAUAUCCAGUCAACCAGUGCCCUCACUGCGGAACACCUCGAAGCCGCAUUCUACAAGAACGGUUUCGCCAAAUUCCCCGCCUCGGACUUCCUGGCUCUGGGCCUCACUGAAGCCGAUGUCCAAUCUUUGGUCAAGGUUGGCGAGACUGAGGCGACUCAUGUCACGACACUUCUCUCCGCCAUUGCCGGCGCCGGUGCUGUCCCCGUCGAGCCUUGCCAGUAUAACUUCGAUGCCGCGUUCGCAUCUGCCCAGACCAUGGUCGCCACUGCGCGUAUCCUCGAGGCCGUCGGUGUGUCGGCCUAUCUCGGCGCCGCUCCCCUGAUUCAAUCUGGUGAUGUCCUCUCGGCCGCCGCUUCAAUCGUCACUGUGGAGGCGCGUCACCAGGCCUUGAUCCGCCUACUCUCUGGCGCCGAAGCCGUGCCCUCCGCCUUCGACACCGCGCUCGGUCCCCGCGCCGUCUUCACCCUUGCAGCCCAGUUCAUCCGCUCCUGCCCCGAAGGCUCCAACCUCAACAUCCAAGCGUUCCCCUCCAUCUCCCUCCAGAACCCGGAACUCGCCCAGGUGGGCCAGAACCUGCAGCUCGCGGACGCCGGUCAGCCUUCAGGUGGCCAGUUCUGCGCCUUCGUUGUUAGUGGUGCAACGCAAUUCUCCCCUCUCACCAACGGAAACUGCCUCAUUCCCCAGAACCUGUCGGGUGAGACGUACAUGAUGAUCACCAAGUCACAGUCGACGGCCGACGCAGAGGUGCUCGCCGGUCCCUCCGUCAUCCAGCCUUCGUAGAGAAGAAAAAUCCGCUUUGAUCGAUCAAUUUGGUGAUUUCCCCAAAUCGUCCUAGCCCUAAUUUAAUCAUGGACUCCUUGUGCUCUGAGAUAUGAGCUCCGAGCUCCGAAGCAACUUGCGCAGGUUGGGGGAAGGAAUCAAUAAACGGAGAAGACAUAUUUACUACAGCGAAAUGCUCUUUGCUAUUCUUUACGAUCGUUGGACAAAUACAAGCGUUGAUUUUUUGCGAUAAACCUCUUCUUUUGGUACGGGAUGGUUUUGUGUAUGUUGGGUGUGGAGGAGCUGGGUCGCACGAGCUGGUCUUGAGAGGUUUGGGAGAUACCCCAUGUCGUUUGCUGGGAAGAAGGUAGAUAGCUCUUGGAAGAGGGUGAAUGGGUA
Molecule: messenger RNA, 1790 nt
Organism: Westerdykella ornata
Lineage: Eukaryota; Fungi; Ascomycota; Dothideomycetes; Pleosporales; Sporormiaceae
Exons: 3
Coding region: 498-1412 (304 amino acids)
Source: RefSeq, a predicted model, not a curated record